AUGACUCGAGGAAGGCUCAAUGUUGGCAGAGGACUGGACAAUUGUCAUAUAGCCAUGCAAGCUGUGAGCAAGAAGAAAGGAGUGUCAAGUAGUGGCUGCUAUGUGUACGGUCAGAGGGGUCAUAUGGCGAGGAAAUGUAAAUCUAAAAGUGACAGCGGACAAUCCAGUGCUCGAGGCAGUUGGGCGAACAAAGCAAGUGGGCCAGGAGCAAAAAAUCAAGGGUGCUUCAAGUGUGGACAACCUGGACAUUUUGCAAGGAAGAGCCAGCAGGGGAGGACAGUGUUCUUCAGUUGUUGUGCUGCAAAUUCAAUGAAGGGAGACGACCUCAUUGUGGAUACAGGAUGCACUGAUCAUUUGGUGCAAGAGAGGGCUGACUUUUCUAGCUUUGAGAGCUGGAAUUAA
Molecule: messenger RNA, 402 nt
Organism: Symsagittifera roscoffensis
Lineage: Eukaryota; Metazoa; Xenacoelomorpha; Acoela; Convolutidae
Exons: 1
Coding region: 1-402 (133 amino acids)
Molecular function (GO): nucleic acid binding; zinc ion binding
Source: RefSeq, a predicted model, not a curated record